GCACGCCCACCGAUUUCCGAGAACACUGGACCCUGCUGAGCUGAGAGGCUAGCGUAUCGAUCCGCAGCGAGGCCUCGCAUCGCAUCGCAUCGCAUGGGCGUCGUACAUCAUCUGCGCGAGCGCUCAGUGAUGAUGCGGAUAUCUGUCGCCGGCUCGCGCUGAAUCUGAUCCCGUCGCGCGUUGAAUUUGAUGUUUGACCACUUUGCCCUUUUUCCUCGGAGGAGAGAAAGAGAUGGGAUCAGGUGCUGUGGAUUCCUCCCAGUGGCUGUCAGUGAAGGAAGAGACUAUUUUCCUUCACGAUGGACUAAUUCGGGUCACGGACCUGGCAGAGCUGCCCAGCGAAAUCGGUUUGUCCGAACAAGGGGAAUCCGAGCAGGAGAUCUUGACAUUCGAGACCAAGAACCCAGUGGAGCUUGCCGAGCGCCUGCGAGCCGUCUGCGGAAACCAGAGCAACGCUUACACCAGACUUUUGGAGUACCGUCUCAAUGCUCUGCGCGGACUGUGGGGGGCGCAGCGACAGCUGGCCCUGGAGGAGCAGCAGGAGCAUGACGGGGUCCUCCCAGGGAGCACCGCAGGGGCCGACGAGGAGACGCUGGCCCUGCUUAAGCGACAGGGCUUCCUGCAACCUCAACAUCACCACCAUCCUCACCACACUCCGAUGGCCGCCGGCACCGAUCAGGCGCCGUUUACCUCACGCGUCGGCCUCCUGUUGGUCUUUCCACUACUGCAGUCGCAAACUCGGCACGACCCUGCGCUCUGCGGCGUCACCGCUGAGGUCCUGCUCGCGUGUCUGCGCGACUGCCAGCCGCUCAGCCUGGGCAAGGAGCCUGCAGACUGCCUUAAUGGCCUGGAGAGGUUGCUUUGCUCCUGGCUGGAGGAGAGGAGUGAGCCGGAGGGAACGGCACAGGCGAGACCACUGCUCACCCAACAGCAGAGGCAGAAUGCAGCAGCUGCUCUAGUGGCUCUAUCAUGUGCAAGGGGUUCCCUCAAAACGUUCAUUCACACUGUCCACCUGCUGCAGAAACAGACAGACCUGGGUCAGCUUCCAGUGGCUGAUGUUCUCUACAGACUGCUGCUUCUUGAGGGAGGUCCAGGCUCACCGUCCUGCUUGUUAGGAGGGAAGCACAGUGUUUCGUGGGGCUUUGAGGACAUGCUGCCCACGCCAGAGAGCAGCGCCGCUGGAGCAGAGAGCAAAGACUCAGACCUGGGCCGCAGCCUGGCUACAGAUGGUUUCUAUCUCUACACGACAAACUCUUUUGGGAAGGGCUUAAGCAAGCUGGGCUCGGGGCAGCAUGGGACGCUGAGGGGUUUUGUGUACUGUCGGAACGAGGAACUGGAGGCGGGGUGGUUGGCGCACAGCAGUGGCUUUUUGCUCCACCGUCCAGCCUCUUUUGACACCAAAUCUCAUCAGCUGUGCCACGUCAUCGACCCCUUCACACUGCAGGUUUCGCAAGUGGUAGCGAUGCCGCUUCAUCACUUCCCAGUGGGCAGCAGCUUGACCAGCCUGCGUCUGUGUUCUGAUGGUACCUACCUCUACUGGGUUUGGUCACCUGUCAGCAUCAACGAGAAAACCCAGAAAGGCCACUCUGUCUUCAUGGAUGUCUUCCAGCUAACGACUGAGUUGGGUCUAUGUGUGGCCAGUCCUAUACAGGAUCGGGUAAUCCUGUCACGAAAGGAAGGCGAGUCAUCGAAGUGUUUGAAUGAGCUGCUCCUGAGCCGUAUGUCCCGCUUUCGUGCCUCGCACUCGUCCACGCUGGCUGCUCUCACCGGCUCCGCCAUCACCAACCCCGUCAAAGAGGAGCAGUCAGUUGUCAACACAAGCUGUGGUCUGUCUAUAAAAGCACUGAGGAAGACGCCGAUGUACAUGUGUGGGACGUAUCUGGUGAUGCUGGCACCCGCUCCAGGUGUAGCUGGGAGCUCGGCCACCCGCUCACUGUUCGGUGGCUCCAGUGGCCUUUCUUCCCUCAAGAGGGCCUGUUAUGAUGCACUUAACAAUUUAAUCUGGACGUGCUCCAGCGACUACAUGGACCAGUGGUGUAAUCCUGGGAAUCAGGCCUUCCAUCAUGUGUGCCAGCGACUGGGCGUCAGUCACGUCAUCAGUCAGCCUAAAGAAGAGAUGAUAGGCACAUCCAAAGUGAUAAACCAGCUGCUCCAUCAUGUUGGCGCCAUGUGCAUCCAUCAGCUCAACCUGCUGGCAGCCAGCAGUAAUCUGCACCUGGGACCCUUCAUAGGAAAGCAGCCCAUGGAGGCCUGCCACUUCAGCUCCAUAUGUGACGUCAUGGAGAAGGCCAUGGUUAACGGAGACACCUGCAUCAUCCGCUGCAUUCUGGUCGUCUUUCAGGUUGUGUUCCAGUUUUUUAAUCUAAAUGCAGAGCAGAACCGAGACUGUGUGAAGCGUUCUGGACUGUUGCUGUGGCAGUUACUCAUGGCUCCUCACGAUCAGAUAGAGCCGGAAAUACAAAGAGAAGUGUGUCUCGCCAUCAGCUCAGGUUUAAACACCUUGUACCAGAGCGAAUUGGAGUUGAACAACCUGCUCAAAUUUGUUUUCACAGAGGGGGAGAAGAACAGUGGUUUGUCUCAAUUGCGUGAUGUUAUAUUAAACAACCUUGCCAACCAGUUACAGAAGAACCGCUUUGGUAGUGAGGAUGAUGACCACUACAGGCUGAAAGAUGAACUGUUGCAGUGUAUCUUGAAGACCGUAGUGCGUGAGUCAUGUCUGCUCAUCACCAAAUGUCAAACCGUUUCCAAGGAAGACCUUCAGAAGCUUCUCUCCACUGUACCUGCAGCGUCACCAAGCUUGCGUUAUUUAAUGGCUGUGCAGAACCAUUUGCUCAGCAACACCAUCCUGCUCCACCCGGAUGACAUUGAUGAUAGUGACAGCUCCCUACAAGGGGAAACAAUGAAGGUACAGGAGCUGCAGACCAGCAUCCUCUCACUAGCCUCUAAGAUCCUGGUUGGAUGUGAUGAGGUUCUGGAGACGCUUCAGCAAGUUACCAGCUCCCUCAUCAACAGCAGCAUCAGCGAUCGAGAGGCCAGACUGAGAGGACUUGAACAGGUGACGAAGGCCACGAUGUUGGGUCACUUGUUGCCGGUCCUGUUGACGUCACUGAUGCACCCAAACCUACAAACCCUCACGCUCGCUGACGCUCUCAUGCCACAGCUGGUCCAGCUGGUCCUCUAUACUAGUCAGACUGCUUUGCUGUUAAAGACACAUUCACCAUUAUUUGUUGAGGAUUCGCCGCUAAAUCAAAGCCCCAAUCCACCCUCGUUAAAUGACAGUUUCCAGAUUUUGGAAGAGAGAGAGGAGCCAGGCUUUCUGACCGGCCUGAAGAUCCCUGCCCCAUGGGCUGCUGGGAAAACAGUGGAAACUGUUCAUCCGGUGCGAGAUAACUUCAAGUUUAAAGAAACAGUGCACAUCCCUGGAGCUCGGUGUCUCUACCUCCGCUUCGACCCUCGCUGCUCCUCACAAUACGACUAUGACAAGCUGGUGAUUUACGCUGGGCCAAACACAAAUAGUCGUAAGGUGAGUGAGUAUGGAGGAAACACCAUGGGUUACGGUAGCCGCAGCGUCUUAGGAACCGGAUGGCCCAAAGAUCUGGUCAAGGUGGAAGGAGAUACUGUGACGUUCUCUUUUGAGAUGAGAAGCGGACGCGAGCACAACACCCCAGAUAAAGCCAUGUGGGGUUUCUCAUGCACUGUCCGAGCGCAGGAGUCGUCUGAGGAUGUGUCCGGCGGGCUGCCCUUCCUGGCUGAUCUAGCGCUGGGUUUAUCUGUGCUGGCCUGCGCCAUGUUACGCAUCCUCUAUAACGGCCCCUAUAUCACACGAGAGGAGGAGGCCUGCCACGACCUGCUCUGCUCCAAACUACUGCAGAGGUGUCAGUGGCAGGUGGAGGCUAAUGGUGCGAUCUCUCCUGCCCUCACGCCGUCUCCGUCUCCUCUGCCUCUCACCAUUGAUGAGGAGCGAGAGUUCACCUAUCCUUCAGACGUCCUCAUGCCGGGGGCUUGCUGUGAGCUCCCCCGCAUCCACUUACCCCCGGGCAUUAUGGGCCGCCUGAGGGAGCUGUCUGGGAGAGGCCGGCCUCAGUUUCGCCCCAGCAUCAAUGUAGCUGAACUGGAGCAGAAGUGGCAGAAUGAAGCAGAAGAAGCUCAGCAGGGCAAACUGGAGAACAACUCUCCCUUCUUCCACGACUAUCACUUCUUUGAGAACAAAAUGAAGGAGCUGGAGCUUCUGUGUUCACUGAAGGAGGUUCCUCUGGACUGCACGGAUCCAGAAAACGCUGUGAUGGCUCUGAGAGAGAAGUUUUUCCAUGAGGUGAACUCCACGCAGCAGCAGAGAAGCUCCGUCUCGCUGGUGAAAACUAAAGCGCUGGUGAAGAGCCUGAUCAACCGCUCGGAGCUGCUGCUGCAUGUUACCAUCGCACCGCAGUGCAAGA
This is a messenger RNA of Sinocyclocheilus rhinocerous, 4433 nucleotides long. Its product is annotated as probable E3 ubiquitin-protein ligase HECTD4. The transcript is spliced from 27 exons. Gene Ontology annotation, biological process: glucose homeostasis. NCBI's taxonomy places the organism in Eukaryota, Metazoa, Chordata, Actinopteri, Cypriniformes, Cyprinidae. The annotation marks the transcript as partial. The record is from RefSeq and is a predicted model, not a curated record.